GCAGUGUGCGGGGGCGGCCUGUGCUGGCGGAGCCGCGGCGACCAAGGGGCGCGGAGGGCGGGAGGUAGCGGCGCAGGCCGGGCUGGGUCGCGGUGCAACGCGGGGCGGCGCAGCUAGGGGGCAGCGCGGGGCAGAGCAGACAGGAGGACCCAGGGCCAGCCCGAGCCAGGGACGGGGACGCGCCGCUCAAGGGGUCGUCGUCGGGUUCUUCGAGGGCAGGCGAGGCAGGGAGCGCGAGCUAGGGGCGCUGCGGGCCGGGCCGGACCGAACCGGGCUUUAAUCUCCCCCGCACUCAGCCGACACCGACCCCGCGGUCGGGGGCUUUAAUCGUCGCGGGAGGAGCCGCCGCUGCCGUCGCCGCCCGAGAUCAUGUCUGCUGCAAAUCCUGAGACUCCAAACUCAACCAUUUCAAGAGAAGCCAGUACCCAAUCAUCAGCAGCCACAGCCGGCCAGGGAUAUGUUUUACCAGAAGGCAAAAUCAUGCCAAAUACAGUGUUUGUUGGUGGAAUUGAUGUUAGGAUGGAUGAAACAGAAAUUAGAAGCUUCUUUGCUAGAUAUGGUUCAGUGAAAGAAGUGAAGAUAAUCACUGAUCGAACUGGUGUGUCCAAAGGCUAUGGAUUUGUUUCGUUUUAUAAUGAUGUGGAUGUGCAGAAAAUAGUAGAAUCACAGAUAAAUUUCCAUGGUAAAAAGUUGAAACUGGGACCGGCAAUCAGGAAACAAAAUUUAUGUGCCUAUCAUGUGCAGCCACGUCCUUUGGUUUUUAACCCUCCACCAGCACCGCAGUUUCAUAGUGUCUGGAGCAAUCCAAACACAGAGACAUAUAUGCAGCCUCCAGCUAUGAUGAACCCCAUCACUCAGUAUGUCCAGGCAUAUCCUCCUUACCCCAACUCACCAGUCCAACUCAUCACUGGAUAUCAGCUGCCUAUAUAUAACUAUCAGGUACCUCCACAGUGGCCUGCUGGGGAACAAAGGAGUUAUGUUAUACCUCCGGCUUAUACAGCUAUGAAUUAUCACUGCAGUGAAGUGGACCCAGGAGCUGAAGUCCUGCAGACGGAGUGCUCCGUCCAUGAGGUCACACAGUCCUCUGGGAAUGGCCAACAAAAGAAAUCUGUGGACCGAAGCAUACAGACAGUGGUAUCCUGUUUGUUCAAUCCAGAGACAAGACUGAGAAAUGCUCUUGUCACACAAGAUGACUACUUCAAGGACAAAAGAGUACAUCACUUUAGAAGAAGUAGGGCUGUGCUUAAAUCCGUUUGAAUCCUCUCUGCUGAAGCUUCCAGUGUUGUGGACAAUAGUUACUGUUUUUGAGUAUUACGAAGAUACAGAGAGUUCCUGUUUUCCACUAUUAUGGAAAGUUAAUUCUGAAUUUUUUGACAACUUAUUGCAAGAUUUUCUGUGCAAGUUGUGUUAAUUUUCUUAGUAUGUUGUGUUUAUUUUGCAUUGAAACUAUUCUACUUUGGAUGUUCACUUAGUAAUUGGUUCUAUGUUGAGUUCGCAGUUGAAGUGGACAGGGGUGUAACUUAAGGGUUUACAUGUUAGUGCUUCAACUGGUACUGAAAUGUUUUUGAGACGUUAAAGGCAAAUGUUGGUUUUCAAAAUUUUGCUUUAUACAAACUUAGUGUUUUGAAAGGUCAGAAUUUUGACAGUUUGACUGUUCUUAGCAUUUAAUCUCCAAGAUAUACCUCUUCAGCAGUACUAUAUUUACAAUACAAUGCUUUGUGUUUGUAAUUUAAUUCUAGAUAUUUGCCACAGAAGCAGACUUUUUAAAACUGCAUUUUUAAUCAGUGGAACCAAAUAUAUAAAGUUGUAGCUUAAUUGAAGACCUCCAAUUCUAAACCCAGUAUUAUAUAGCAGAUUCUCUACAGACAAUCCAAUCAUUGGGUGUUAGGUAUAUUAGUUCAAUUUUGCUUACAAAGUACCCAGAGUCCAACAAUAGAUAAUUGAUUGGGAUUGCAAUUAGGGUAAUUCAAAUUCUGGAUGUAAUUUUAAAAACUAAUGCUAACCAAACCUUACUAGAUACAUAAGCUUCUCGGUGGGUUACUUUUCUUUUUCUUCCUUUUUUUCCUUUCCUUUUUUUGUGUUUUUUACUGCUAAGACUUACUUCAAUAGCUAUAUCUAAAUUGUGCAAAAUAUUGGCAUUAAAAAGGAUGCUGAAGCUUUUUUUUAUGUCACUUAAAGGUUAAUCAGAGUAUCUGAAAGGAAUUGCUUUUAUAAAAAAAACAAAUUUUAGUUAUUUGUCAUGUAACAAAUAAAUUUUAUUUUUGUUUGUUAACC
Trichosurus vulpecula (common brushtail) is the source of this 2274-nucleotide messenger RNA. It is a transcript of the gene DAZL, whose product is annotated as deleted in azoospermia like. Gene Ontology annotation, molecular function: protein binding; mRNA 3'-UTR binding. Bases 370 to 1257 code for a protein of 295 amino acids. The record is from RefSeq and is a predicted model, not a curated record. The transcript has 11 exons. Lineage: Eukaryota; Metazoa; Chordata; Mammalia; Diprotodontia; Phalangeridae.